AUCUCUCAAUACUUUUGCCACCAUUUCGUGGUUUUGUGUAUUAUUUACCAUUCCCCGGGACACGGGAGCGUCUCAAAAUAGCACUUUAUGUGUGCGUGCCGUGGCAUACGUAAAAACCCGUCUUUCUCCAUGACACGUCAUGAGAAAUUUCCUCAAGAAAAUACCCACAAAUUCCUCAAUCACUACCCAUCGGCAGACGGAGAAGCAUCUCGCUCAAUGUUUCAGCGCCUCCGUCACGCUCUUCUAGCCACUCUUGCCCGGCAAAUCGGAGGAAGACGUGAUGGAUUUGGCGAGAAGUCGCGAUCCCGAGAUUGCGUAAAUGGCAAAAAGACAGUCAAUUCUUAUCUUGUGUCUGUUGCCACGUGUAUCGGACAUUCACCAGACUUGCGAGUCAUUUGAAACCGCUCAGCAGAUCGUCUCAUCUCAGCUCAUCCCGUUCACAUGCCAGGCUCGUGAUAGUCCGCGAAUCGUGAUCCUUGAGGUUUUUCGAGUGCCUGCAAAUGCUCCUUUUUUGUCUCUUCCGAACGACACUCGAGAGAUUAUGAGUAUUAUUUUUAGUUUAUGUUCACUCUUGGUAAUUCAAGCAUGUAAAAAUAAUCUCGCGCGAGGUGAAGAACCUUGAGUGAAUCCUUCCAUGUAUUCCAGGAAUCACACCGGUAAUGCAACUCUCGGUUUCUCAAGUAGGACUGCCCUUGACUUCAGGCUUUGAUACAAAAAAAAAACCAUUUGAAAGUCUCGAAGCUAAGCCCCCAUCUUUGGGCAGCAGCUUCCAUUUGAUUAGAAAGCCGAAGACUCCCUGAACUUUCCUCAGUAAUUGAUAUUUUGAAGUCACUUAUUUGAACUUUGUCGUUCUUUGACCUGUCCAUAUGUUGCAAAACAAGCGAAAAUACGUGCUCAAUUUAUCUCAAUCUUUAACCCUCAGGAGUGCAAUCAAUAUGUUAGUGAGAAAACAGGGUUAUUUUUAACAUUUUCACUCUACUUAGUCUUUUAAUGAAUUUACCCACGCAAGAGCUACUAGAUAUCAAUAAGGAUAUUUAGAUUUAGAACUCAUGAGGAGAUGGUUAAUCCUUUCAGGUCGACAAGACAGACGGUUUGAGUAUUUUUAUUACAAGAAAAAAAGCACACAACGUUUACUCUUUAGAUGAACGUUAUACAUUUAAUUCCAUUUUUCCAAAAAGAUUUAAGUAGAUUUUUUAUUCAUUAUGAAACAGUAUUUUCCUAAAAUAUUUUGUUUAAUGUUCCUCACUGGAAAUCUUUUGGAUUACUAAGAAAUGUGUGCAAUGUUAAUGUAAUAGAAAAUAAUGCACUUUUGGGAAGAUUAUAAUAAUGAUAAUUCCAUAAUGCUUCGAAAUCUUAUCUCGCAACUUUACCCCAAUUAAUUUAUCUUAUCCUGGCAUCUGCUGAUUAUUCUGAAAGAAACUAAACUCGAUGGGAGAAAAAGCAGGUCAGAGAAAAUCCAGAGAGUGAGAAAGGGAACAAAAACCAGGAACUGAUUGUCAUUCUGAAGAGAGAUAGAGAGUGGGGUGACUAGAAUAUCCUAAGUACAAUUGAGUACUAAUUGUAAUUUAAUGUAUUCUGUCGAAUUAGUGGCACAUCCAUCGUGCGAAUUGGCAUGUGCCUUAUAAAAUACAUGUCUUCUUGACGGUGGAAUCACAGUUGAAAGAGUGCAUUUGCAGUGAAAAGGUGGUUUUGUCUUGUGUGCUGAACUUUUGGUGGAUUUCAUUGAUUCGAUCCUGUGGAAAAGAAAGGAGCGUGAAAGGCAAAGAGAAAUAUGGAUAUUGUGGAUCAAAUGACAACAAUGCCCACGCCGAAGUCUAUCUUCGACUUCAGAGAGGCGGAUGCCAAUGGGAAUGAAAUAUCGCUGGAGGUGUACAAGGGGAAAGUGUGUCUGAUUGUGAAUAUAUCGUCAAAUGAUGCUGCCACAUUGGGUAAAUUCAAACAAUUGGAUACACUCAAUCGAAAGUAUGAGGAUCACGAUUUUGCCAUUCUCCUUUUCCCGUGCUCGCAAUUUGGCCCAAGGAAUUCCAUGAGAGAAAUCAUGAAUAUGAUCGACAAAGAGCACCUUCGAGUUGGUGAUCUAUUUCAAGAGAUUGAUGUCAAUGGCGCGAAGGCGGCCCUUCUCUACAAGUUCCUAAAGGCUGAACGACCUGGAAAUAUGGGUGGAUUCAUAAAUUGCAAUUUCACCAUAUUUGUCAUUGAUCGCAAUGGUUAUCCUGUGGAGCGUCUCACGCCGAAUGUUCAUCCCUAUGUUCUGGAAGAUACAAUUGAGAAAUAUUUCUAAGAUUGUGUGAAAACAUACUUCUAAUCAUAUCAUGUGUCUAUGUAACAGGAUUAGUUUUCUUUUCUGGUGGGCAUUUUGUUUUGCAAAUCAAGUAACUUAUUAGUAAUGCAGCGAAGGAGUUAAGUUCACUGCCCUCUUAUUCUUUUUAUUGUAUAAUUGUCAUUCUGUAGCUGUGGUUUUUCAUCAAGAGACAAAAAAAUGAGUUAAAGAAAAUGCAAAACAGUGACAUUUUCAUUUCAUUAUUCGCAUAUUCGUUGCCCUACUUGUUGAGUUUGCUACGUUUGCUAGGCAAAAAAUAUUAUCAGAGAAUUUCGUAUGAUAAGAUGAGGGAAUUUUUGGGAGAGAAAAUUGUCGAUGCAUUCUACGCCACAUGCUAUUGA
Molecule: messenger RNA, 2661 nt
Organism: Phlebotomus argentipes
Lineage: Eukaryota; Metazoa; Arthropoda; Insecta; Diptera; Psychodidae
Exons: 2
Coding region: 1772-2281 (169 amino acids)
Biological process (GO): response to oxidative stress
Molecular function (GO): glutathione peroxidase activity
Source: RefSeq, a predicted model, not a curated record